GUCUGGAGAGAAAUCCACGUUCCUUGACAGCCCAGGAUAUCCAAAAGAAAAUGGCCAGUAGUACAAGAAACGGUGCAGAAAGAAAUUGGAAUACAUUCAUUUCGCACUUGGAUGGGCUGCUGAAGGACUGUCGUCGGAGAAGGGACACAACAGACAUCGCAGAGGUCAACGUUUUUAUUGAGCGGAUUCUUGUGCUGACGACAAAUGCAACAAAAUUGGAAAGAGCCUGCCGUACUCUCCCGCUCCAUGAUGACUUCCGGGUAGAGGUCUUGCAGAUAGCAAGAGAACUGCGCCUACUGCUCAAGGAAUGGAAUGAUAAACGAGUAAGCAUUCUCACAAGUAACGAAGGAUCACAGCGAGCAAAGGUCGCAGAAACCUUUACACCUGUACCCAGUCUCACAGGAGAUGGACCAGGUCGUCCACGCAAAGACAUUGACCUCGAUGAUGUGUUGCACCACAUAAUCCACCUGGAUUAUACUGUGACUGACUUAUCUGAGAAAUAUAACGUGCAUAGAUCUACCAUCUAUCGCAGAUUAAAAGAAAAUCACAUUGAUCUAAAGAACGAGAGAUACACUACCGGUAACCUUAGUCAGAGUGAUCUGCAAGAGUUGGUCAGAGAGGCGAAAGAUAAUCUUGGAUUCCACCAGAUGGGUCAAAAGGUGAUGCUCGGCUACCUACGUUCUACCGGUGUCAGGGCCAAGAGGGAGGAGGUCCGGGAGGCUUGUCGUGCAGUGGACCCUGUGGGAACGGCCCUGCGCCAUCCCCUGUUUAGGAGCAAGAUCACCAGCCAUGCGGCGUACUCCACACCGCAUGCACAGUACCUAUGGCAUAUAGAUGGUGUGGAAAAGCUUAGCAUGUAUGCAAUCUACUCUACUUCAGUUGUAGAUGGGCACUCCAAGAAGGUUAUGGCAGUCAAUGUUGCAGGGGCCAAGAAACCGCACCACGUGUUUAAAGCUUUCUACACAGCAUUUACUUUAUAUGGGAUUCCAAGCAUGGUACGUGUUGACCAUGGCUAUGAGAACAAGCAUGUUAAAGACUUCAUGGAUGCUUACCACCAGAGAGAAGCAUGCAUUGCUGGCGAAAGCAUAAGAAAUCAACCAGUGGAAAGGUGGCACAUAAAUGAAGAGACGUAUUGCCUGUUCACCUUCCGGGACAUCUUUGAAAGUCUUGAAGAAGAAGGCCAUCUUGACAGGGACAACAGAACAGACCUGAUGCUAUUGCACUAUGCAUUCCUUCCAAGAAUCAACUUCAUCAUGGCUGCAACCAUCAAAACAUGGAACAGCCACAAGAAUAGGAGCCUCAAGCACAAGACACUGGACAGGGUGUGGGAGGACUCUGUCAAUGCAGCUGGUAAUGAAAACAAAACAGCCAUCAAAAACAUCCCACCUCCAAAAUGUUCACAGAAGUAUGAUGUCCAAGUUGACAUGAGUGACUUUGAAAGUCUGUAUGAAAAUGUCAAAGAGGAUGAUCUCACAGACCCAAGGGUCGCAACAAUGCCCGUUGCCUUAAAAGAAUACUUAGAUCAACACCUUCAUGAUCAGGAUAACUAUGAUAAUGACAAUGGAAGAAGUAAGUUCCUCUCAGCAAAGAAUCUAACGAGACAGUGGAUUCAAUCAUUGUAGGUCAACAAUAUUACAGUUUUACAUUUUCUAUGACACCUGACCAUGUUGAUAGAUCAAAAAAACAUUACUCUUAGUAUCUUACCAUAAUAUAUGAAUCCACUUUGUCGUUACCUUCGCCAAGAAGGUUAUGUUUUCAGAGGCGUUUGUGUGUCUGUGUAUUUGUGUGUUUGUAAAGAAGAUAACUUGA
This is a messenger RNA of Branchiostoma belcheri (Belcher's lancelet), 1809 nucleotides long. RefSeq lists its product as uncharacterized. Bases 51 to 1622 code for a protein of 523 amino acids. The transcript is spliced from 9 exons. The record is from RefSeq and is a predicted model, not a curated record. Gene Ontology annotation, molecular function: nucleic acid binding. Lineage: Eukaryota; Metazoa; Chordata; Leptocardii; Amphioxiformes; Branchiostomatidae.